AUCGUAAUAUCUCUUUUAAAAAGUAUUUUGUGCUUGUGAAUUGUGAGUUUUUCUAGCUAUUCGUUAACUAUAAUGAAUACCCCAAACUUACUAUCAGUUAAUGAUCUAUUUAAGAAAGAUAUUUCCACGAUUACGGCCGCGGAUAUUCCAGGACGCGGCCGAUAUUUUGAUGAAGAAGCAAGGGUGAAGUUUUUUAGUCUGGAGGAAAUUAUCAAUAGUAUAGGCCAAAUGUCAACCAAAGCUCAGGGUUUAAAAAAGAAUAUAACUACCCUUGAAAAACUACUUCUUUCACCAAAUAACAAACUUUAUAUUCUUAAAGAUGAAAAGGGUAAUGGGGGAGCUGGCGAAGUGAUUGGCAUAUUAAAAAUUGGCAUGAAAAAAUUGUUCCUAUAUGACAAACAAAAUAAAUUAGUAAUAGCUACACCCAUGUGUGUUUUAGACUUCUUUGUAAUUGACAAUAGGCAGAGAAGUGGAUUCGGUAAAAAGUUGUUUGACUACAUGUUGGAGGAUGAGAAGUUGAAGCCAUAUGAUCUGGCAAUAGAUGGGCCGUCUCCAAAAAUGUUGGAGUUCCUUAAGAAACAUUAUAAUUUCAACAAAGUUAUAAGACAGUCGAACAAUUUCGCAAUAAGUGAAAAAUUUUUUGAAUCACCAUUUAUGGGGUCGGCCAAACCAAUGGAAAAAAUGGAUUUAAAACCCCAUCCCGUGAUGCGAAGGUGGGCAAGUGAAGUUAGUGCAGUGAUACACGGAGGGAGCUCUUCUUCAAGUACUAUGUCACAGAAAAGUGAAUCAGAGUCAUCGAUCUCGGAGGCGGAGGCCGAGACGUCCGAAGAGCGAUGGGAGGUAGCGGUGGCGAAGCCCGCGUCUAAGCUGGAAUCUCAGGACCCGAUUGAGGCCGCCAAGACCACCAGCAAACCCCCAGAGCGGCCUUCCACUUUAACUUUCGAUUGCGCUAAAGUUGUCGAAGCCGAGGCUAGUGUCCAACUUGAAAGCGCGACUUCUCAACACUCCGACAGUCAACUGACCGAUCAGGGCUACGUAGACCUGAAAUUCCAUCAUAAAAAACUUUGGUAAUUUUGUCAAAAACCUUGAGCGUUAUUGAGCUAAAUAUUCAAUAAUACGUUGAAUCCAUUGCUACUUGUGUGUUGCUAGAAAGAAUAAAUUGUUUAUUGCUUUGCCAAGCCCUCGCUCAGGGAAGUUACGGGCGAUUGCACUAAACGCUAACUGUUGUAUGCUCGUUGUCAUUUAGUAGUGGUGAAUAUUUAUUAAAGAUUUUAAUAUUAUUGCUUAAAACACUUAUACGUAAUCGAUUGUGUGUAAGGUGUACUUUAUGUGGUCUCUUUGUGCUAUUAUUAUACAAAGGGAGAAAAAGUAUUCUAUUCUUUUCUUCGAGUUAUGAAUCUCGUGAUGCGAUUUCAGUCUACAGGAGGAAAAUGUAUGUAUUACUAGAUGCUAAAUAUUUAUCUUACUUUAUCGCAAUUAAUAAGACCGAAAUCCAAUUUCAUAAAAACCAUUCUAUGAAAAUGGAAUUAAUAUUUCUAUCAAUAAAACGCUAGUAUUAAUAAUUAUAAUAUUUUUAAUAGAUUGGAAGUUAUGAGCGUUUAUAUAAAAAAAAUAUUGGAAAGCGUUGAUAGAAUAUCUUAAUCUUGGUGAGAUUACUGUAGGCAUUUAAAAUCUGUGGACAAAUUGAUUAAUUAACUCAAAUUCUAAUAUGUUAUAGUAAUUAAAUAACAAUAAAAUGCAUUCCAUAUAUCACAUAAUUUAAUCAAAUAAAAAUAUGUUUUUGAAUAACUGGUUUCAUUUUUACCCAAAUCUCUCGGUUGUAGUUUUUAUGACAGAAAUUCAAACUUAGGAGGAACAGGUGGACGCAAAAAAAACCUCGUUAUAUUUUUAUCUAGUAACUCUCAUUUUUAGCUGGUAACUUUAUUCUACGUAGUAGACCUACGGUCCGCUUUAAAAUUCCAAGGAUCUAGUAAAAGCAGGAGUUUAAAUAAAAAGCCAAGUCAAAAUGAACUUUUAUUUCCAUUACAAUUGAAUAUCCGCACAUAAUUUUUUUUUUAUCUUUGGAUUCUACAAACUAACAUUUAAAGGGUACAUGAAAAUAUUGCGACCGGCACAUGUAACUAUAACAUCGAGAUCGAAGUAGUGGUUCUUAAGAGAAUGUUAAAAUAACCCAAUAAGUAUCGGAAGAUCUUAGCAUUCCGUGAUUCUACAAGUUUAUCGCUUUAAAAUAUGAAUUUCGCAGCAUAUCUCUAUUAGAACCGUACCACCGUUGUUAAAUUACGAUAACAGUAUUGUCACCAGCCGAAUUCCAAUACACCAUAGAGAAAUAAUGUGAUAAUACGCUCUGAAAAGCAACUCGUUUAACAUCCCUCAUACUGUUUCACGUCCGACUAGAAAACCCAAGGCUGCGGACGAGCGUAAGCCGGAAAUAGUAAUGGCCGAUGAUAAAUACAAACGCGUGUGUACGCGUCAAUUUCAUAUAAAGUACUAAUAAAAAUAAAUAUCUUUUGAUCCGCACAAACGCUCGUUAGCAAUGCACGCGUCUCGCCCGGGUUUCUUACAAGGCACCGCGUCUUGCACUCAUUUAAAUUCGUUCCGAUUUGAGCAUAACUUCUCCAGAGUGCACUAACACUAUAAAACGAAAAUUCUAAUAAGAAAGCCUUCUGAUAACGAGAGGCUUCGUGCUAAAUAUCAAAGGGAUCCACGAUCGUUCUUACCAUUCUUUAUCUCAAUCGGAUGCCGUUGAAUUGGUUAACAUAGUCAAAGAUAUAUAUUAAAAAACAAACUAAUAAGAUUUACAUCCAGCAUAUCAUUAUAGCCUAAAUAUAGUAAAAUUACAAUGUAGCAUAAUAAUUAAUAAAGAUAAAAUAAAAAAUGAGAAUAAUACCAUAUAACUGAAAAUAAUAUAAAAAGUAUAUUGGUUGUAAAACAAUUAAAAAUCAAUACGUCAAAUACUUUCAUAACUAAAUUAGCAAUAAAUUACAAGAAAAUAAAACAAGAAAUAUUAAAUAAGAUUAAUUAAAUUCAAACUGCAUCCAAUUUCAAUCUAUCGGCGUGUUAACAAAAGUACGUACAGUCAGCUCCAAAAUUCGUAUACCGUAGUUGAACUAAAAAUAAGCUAUAGUACAAAUAAAUAUAUAGGAAAAAUAAGAUUAAGCACAGUUUAAAUUAUACUCAAUAUAUUGUACAUUAAACUAACACGGGAAUGUCUUGGCACGAUGACCAUUCAUUACAAUUAGGCCAUUUUAUUAACUUGUUUUUUUAUCUGAUAUGUUACCACUGACUGUACUAUUUAGGUACCAAUAUCGUUGAACCACACUUUGACUUUACACAAACAAAAAUCUUACUUCCAAUAUAAUGAUUAUUAAAAUAGUUUCAAGGAUUGUACGCGUUUUUAUUUCAGAGAACUUACGUAUAUUCUCAAUCUUACAACGAAAUACAUUUAUAAUAAAGACUAGCAUAUGUCAGUAUUAACCUUAAAUAUUAAAUAUAAAGAAACCGCCACUACUCGAAUAUUAUAAUAUAGUGAUUUAUUAAAUUACCUUAACAUUUUCCAAUAAUUGUAAUAACAAUCACUGAAUGAAAUAUUGAGCAUCAUCAUACAGAUUAAAAAGCCGUAUCACAGUAUGCUAACUUAAAUAAUGUCGCGUAGAGAAGUCGAUUCUUAAAUAAAUUACAAGCCAACUACGAUGCGUUUGCUCAAGUGAGGGCGCGUCUUCACUCACAUACAAUUUACUUUCACACGAGGGUAGGACACUGAUACAGAACACUACUGAUAUUGUUUGUACGCACACGCUAAGACUUACUAUUUUGGACAGUGCGUUACACUGAUGUUUGACAGCUGUGACACUUGUCUUUAUAUUGGUGUCUCUAUUAUUUCAAAGAGAAUGUAAGAGACAGCAAUACUUACAGUCAGUGCUGAGGAUUUUUGGGGUUAUAUUGGCAACAUUGGUCUGCGUCAGUGUUCUGAGGCGUGGAAGGGGGCGAGGGUUUCGACAGUAGGCCCUGAAGCGACUCUCAAGCUAUUGAAUGUGAUCGCAUCAUUCAUAAGACUAACACUAUAAAUGCUAAAUGUUUUAUCAUAUAAAUAUACAAAUACCAUCAAAAUAAGAUUAAUUUGAAAAAAACUGUGUACAUUCUAUCUCAAAAUUAACGAAAACGUAUCAAACGUUACAAACACAUAUUUGUCAAUCAUAAUUUCAACGUGAAGACAAGAAUUUAAGCAGAGAUAUGCAUUUAAGAACGCUUCCCGCUUCUCUAAUCAGGAAUCCCACGUCAUUUGGCACUGAACAUAUACGCAUCGAAAGUUAUAAUAUAAAAUUAAACUACGGAUCUAAAAGUGCUUGUUGAUGAAUAAGAGGUUUUAAAAACUAUGCAAUUAUGUAAUAAGAAGUAUACUCAACCAUUCAUCAUAUCAAUCAAUUCUCAGUCUUUAAAUAUAAAAUUUAUUUACAACGAAUGCGAAAGAUUUUUGACUACAUGACUACAAUAUAUAGACUUGUUUAACCUAUGUUAUGUAAUUGUUAUUUAUUGAACAAAUCAUUCAACAUACUGAGAUGACAUUCUUUACGGAAAUAUAGAGUAAAUCACUUCAACGUGUAAAGAAUCAAGAAUAUGAGUUUUGUAGUUAUUUUUUUGUUUCUUGUCCCCACAAUCAAGUCCAAUUUAUAGAUAGCAUAAAAACAAAUUUCGUUUGAUAGAUGUUUGCAUCUUUAAAUAUUCACAUGUUAGAUGUUUUAGAAUUGAAUUAUCUUUGGUACCGACACUGAAUGUUAUAUCAUUAUGUUGAACUAAACUACAUGAAAUAUUAUAAUUACAAGGAAUAAAUUCGGUUACAGCGUUGUACUUGAGCCGCGAAUUGAUCCACUGUUACCUUUGUGACUAUCAAUAAACUUCGCGUAACUGGGUUUUGUACUGCACACGAAACACGUACGCAUGCACGCACGUACGCACACACGCAUGCAUGCUUGCACGCAUGCACGCACGCACGAAGGUACGCACACACUCAUACAAUCAUUAUGUUAUAUUAAAACUUACAACUAAAAGCCUAAUUUGAGUGUAUUCGCUGGUUAACAUGGCGGCAACAGGUUGGUACUAACGAACAUAUAUCGAAAUACAUCAAUACAUAUCCGCUUCUUUGGUUUAUAAAUAUUUGUGUAGGAUUGUGAUUAAAUCUAAUACAGGUAUUGUUAUAUUUAAAAUACUAAAUGCCAGUCAAGAAUGUUGUCUGGAAUGGUAGAUACAAGAUACGGUUAAAGUUAUAUAAAUUAUGGACAUAUAUCAAUAUCAACUACAACCAAAUUCGAUGCGUAAACUAAGUGAAAAUUUGAUGCGUAAACCAAGUGAAAAUUUGAUGCGUAAACAAAGUGAAAAUUUGAUGCGUAAACCAAGUGAAAAUUUGAUGCGU
Messenger RNA from Papilio polytes (common Mormon), 5407 nucleotides. RefSeq names its product alpha-tubulin N-acetyltransferase-like. Gene Ontology annotation, cellular component: microtubule. The record is from RefSeq and is a predicted model, not a curated record. The coding region runs from base 73 to 1071 and encodes 332 amino acids. Gene Ontology annotation, molecular function: tubulin N-acetyltransferase activity. The transcript has 7 exons. Gene Ontology annotation, biological process: alpha-tubulin acetylation. NCBI's taxonomy places the organism in Eukaryota, Metazoa, Arthropoda, Insecta, Lepidoptera, Papilionidae.